This is a messenger RNA of Oncorhynchus tshawytscha (Chinook salmon), 5381 nucleotides long. RefSeq names its product transmembrane protein 125. The transcript has 3 exons. The coding region runs from base 2112 to 2792 and encodes 226 amino acids. Lineage: Eukaryota; Metazoa; Chordata; Actinopteri; Salmoniformes; Salmonidae. The record is from RefSeq and is a predicted model, not a curated record.
ACCCUCCAUCCAAAUCAAUUUAUAACCCCUCCAUCCAAACCAAUUUAUAACCACCCCAACCCCUCCAUCCAAACCAAUUUAUAACCCCUCCAUCCAAAUCAAUUUUAAGGGACUUGUAAAUAAAAAGGAAAACAAUUCAUAUUUGAGGGUUAAUAUAACAUAAAUAUAUAUAUAUAUAUAUAUUUUAAAUGAGAUUGAGAUUUCCAAAAGUGAAUGGAGGGUGUUAUUGGCAGGGUCAAAUCAAAGCAUUGUCAGACUGGAAAUUAUGGAUUUUUUUAUGACAAACUAUUAAUUAACAAGAACAAUUGACAUUGUUGUGCAUGCAAAACAGUCUACUCCUAAUGGCUUGUCAGUAGGCUAGCAUAUUUGUGUUUUAUUAAUGCGUGUGCGUGCGUUUUUACGGGACCUGUUUGUCAACUGGUAGGAUAUUCCUUCGUAUUAUCACCAUAAUAAUGGGAAGUGGCAAAAACGGUAAGCCUAUCAUUCUCUAGACUUUAAAAAGUACUGGGCAAAUCUAUUUUGUCUGUCUGCUAGGUGCUAUCCCAACGGCGCACAUCCCCUUCAUGAGAAGUGUUUAUAAUUUAAGGCUGGCGCGCGGGCUUUCCCCAUGGGACGCCAGCGAAAGGUCGCGCGCUGCUCUGUAGCCUACUGAUGCGCUUUCCCCUCCCAACCAGCGUCGCCUCUGCGUGCGGUGACCACACCUGCAACCGGGAAAGUCCGCUAGACCUGCGCACGGUUCAGUGAGCGCGAGAGGCACACACAAUCACCAUCGGAGGCUCCACAUCGGAGAAAGGUAGUCAGUCUAGUCAGAAUUAUGUUGAUUAUUGAGACUAUACUGUUUCAAACCGUCCUUUCACGCACCAAACGCGCGGCAUAUGGUUUGGAUUUGGAAAUACCUCCCGGCGCAGGAACGGAGAUUUGUGGAGUCGUUCCGUUUCGAGGAUGAAUAGCGACUGGGAAUGUGCCAGCACCACGCACAGAGAGUGCAGGAGAGAGGGUGAGUGUGAGAGAGAGAGGCAGAAGGAGCGAGAGUGUGGAACCCAGCCCCGUGAGGAUCAGGUUCUAUCUGGAACCCAGCCCCGUGAGGAUCAGGUUCUAUCUGGAACCCAGCCCCGUGAGGAUCAGGUUCUAUCUGGAACCCAGCCCCGUGAGGAUCAGGUUCUAUCUGGAACCCAGCCCCGUGAGGAUCAGGUUCUAUCUGGAACCCAGCCCUGUGAGGAUCAGGUUCUAUCUGGAAUCCAGGCUCCUGUUUCUCACAGAGCAGGGAUGUUUGAAUAUGUUGAAGGCCGCCUCCGAACCCAUACAAUAAAAAAAAUAAUGGCGAACAACAAAAGGUAAACAUGUUUAUUGUCGUCAGCAGAAUGGAGCGAGGCAAGGGGGACGCGAGUGCAUGUUAAUUGGUGAUUUGAUUAGGGUUUUAAUAUUGGAGCUGUGCUCAAUGAAGGCAGGCAGGCUCAGGCUGGCCACUACAGAGAGGAGAGUGUACAUCCGAGUGGGCAUCUAUAGGAGAAACUAUCAGCAAAACCACAUCAAGGACAGGAAACAGUCUGCAUUCAAGGGAGGAAAAUACUGUAUGCAAAUGAAAAGUCAUGUGCAAAAAAAUGUCAGACUCGCUUUAGAUUAUGUUGGUGUUCUGUUUUUUUUCCAAUUCUGUUCUUAUCUAUAUUCUAUUCUUCUUUCCAUCCAGUUUGUGACUGAUGCAGGCAAGCUACUGUAGAGCCAGGUGGCUGAGGUCUCGGCAGGGAGUCAGUGCAAGCUGAGAGGGGUAGUAACAUCACCGUCAACAUCACUAGGUCCUGCUGAAGAGAGAUUGAAAACAACAUCAGGUAUCUAUCAGGCUGCAUUUGGUCCCUGAGCUCUGAGGGUUCAGUGACAGGACAUCCUCUCAGAGUGCAGUGGACUACCUGAUGGACCCUGUGAUCCACCAAGAGGACCUGUAAUCAAGUGAGAAGGAACUGUGAUCCGGUGAGGUGUCCAGUGAUCCAUCUGCUGUGAUUCACUGAGGACUCUAUUGAGAUCCACUCAAGAUUUCCAGAGAGAGUUCCAGUGAUCCAGCUUGUGUCCUGGUAGAGUUCUCUGGUGAGCGUGUCUGUCAGGCUGGGAGGAUCAGGAUGCCAGAGCUGGAGGACUUCCCUCCGUCGCGGGGUGGCCAGCCGGCCGGUCCCGACCCUGCUCAGAUCCAGCGCAGUGUUCUGGAUGAACAGGUGGAGCUGUGGUGGUUCCGGGACCCGGCCAAGUCUCUGCUGUGCUACUGUGUGGCGGUCCUCCUCAUCCUGGGCUGCGGCCUGGGUGGCGUGCUUCUCCUCUCCACCACCACCAGUUUCUCCAGUGACUGGCGCAUGGGAGCGGGCAUGGCCCUGUGUCUCUUAGCCCUGGCCGUCCUCCUCAAACAGCUCCUGAGCUCGGCCGUGCAGGACAUGAACUGUGUGCGGAGUCGCAGGCGGAUCGAUAUCCUUAAGAGCGGAGGGCUGUCGGAUCUGUUAGUAGUGCUCAUCACGGGGCUGUGUCUGGUGGUCUGUGGGGCUGUGCUGCUGAAGCUGGCUUUGGAGCACCACAUGCCCCAGCCGGGCGUGGCCCUGAACGAUAUGUACAUCUCUGGGGUGGUGUUGUUAGCUGGAGGGGGGGCAGCGGUAGUGGGGGUAGGGGUGUACACAGGGGUGGUGAUGCUGCUGGAGAGGACCAGGCCGGGCCAGAGGUUUAGGGACAGGGCUGUGGGGCUGUUCACUAUCUCUGGACGACACAUGGACCAGGGUAGGAGGGAGACCACCUCUAGCCUGGCUAACCUCAUCUGACCACCAGAGACAUAGGAUGGGACAGGUAGCCCAGACAGGAGAUGACUGCGACACUCAUAUGGACUAGAUCUGAUCUGUGGGAGAUGCGCACUGGGGGAGGGUUGGAGCUUAUUGGCCAGCUCUGGUUUGAGGUAUGUGGCCUUGUAGUUUCUGGGCCACGUUUGUUCUGAAUGUGUGGGCCACAUCCACCUUGCUGUCAGGGAGGGACCAAUGGACAUCACAUUUGAAAAUGGCAUUUUAGCAUAAUGGCCAUCUUGGAAAGCCACUAUGUGUUCAUUGAGUUGUUCAUUGAGCACCCCUGUGGUUCUUAAAACAAUGGAAUUUUGCAGGAUCAUGAAAUACCAUGAGGAAUACAGAGCUGUGUCAACACAUGAUAUUUUUAUGGUUCAAGCAUGGGCCAUUUUAUGAGCCCAGCAGAGCACCUUUCUAUGAUGUGGAAUGAAGAGAAUCCCAGUGACACUGCACAGACACCGGACACUGAACACGGUGCAGAGAUAAUGAUUCAGAAUGUGUCCAAUGUAAUAAUAAUAAUAUCAUCCACUACAAAGCAGCAGGUGAAAAAGCUGCUGUAAGGAAUAAUCAUAUCAUAGAAUAAUGUACCCAGCAUCUCCAAACUUAAUCAAAGUGAUCAAUGACACAUUUAGUCACCUUUUCAUGUCACAGGUUUACAGCAGUGUUGGGUGGUCAAAGACCUCCAUAAGCAAGCUGUGUCAUCACUCACUUUGCUUUGCAACGCUUACCAAGAAUCUGAGGAGAACGUCCUGCAUUGUUGCCAUGGUUAAAGGGUACAAUGUGGUUUCAUUAAACAAAGCGUCUAUGUGCUUGGAUGCUGUUCUUGGAUUUAAGUUGCUGUGUGUUUUGUGUGUGUCUGGCCCUCGCACCUCCUUAUCAGGCAGUGCAUGUGAGCGGCCUGUUGCUCAGAGACAAUAGGGGUCACUGAGGCGGCCAUUGUUGUUGUACUGAUGGUUGGGCACUCGGACAAUGGACAGACUGUGGAUCGUAAAAGGGCUGGCAUCGCCCAGUACGGCUCACCCUUACCACACUCUCUCUCACACACACAGCAUCGGCAGUGACUGUGCAAUGAGCCAGUACAGCGUGCAAUCCCUAAUUGACAAGGGACUGUUCUUGGUCUCUGCUGUGCACUGCUAUGGACAUGCCUUCUAGGUGGUGCCAGGUAUGUUUGUGUACGUAUGAUAGAGAGACAACAGCCACAAACAGUGAUGAGAGAGAAGCCAGACGGUGAGAGAGAAAGAGCUACAGAGAUGUUCAACGUGAGCUCCUGAUUUAUUUCAUUUUUUUUUGUUUUUAGAAUGAGACACUCAAAUCUAAAAAAUAAUUCAAGACAAGAAGUGAUGAACAACUCAAUAUUUAAUCAGAAUAGAAAAAAGUCACUUUGCGCCUCAAAUUAAGAAGUCUUGACUCGCUAGCUAGCUACACCACAAAAACCUAGCCAGCAGGCUAACAUGCUAGCCAGAAAGAUUUAGCUAGAACAAACCUAGCAAGGGGAGUUAAUACAACUACAUCAAAUGAUCAAACUGAGUGAGUAAACAAAAAGGAGCGCGGACUCUAACUUUAAACAUAUUCUGUAUUUUUGCUGUGAAGAUUUUUCACUUUUUUUUCCAGUUUCUGAGCUAAAUUAGAGCUAGCUAGCAACAGCAGCAGACAAACAAAACCGGUUGCCAAGGCAAUGGUGCAGAAAAACAGAGCAGCAGUAGUAGCAGAGCCCACAAGCACCAUGUCCCCACUCCCCCUCAGCGCUGAGUCCAUUCUCUACUCUCCAGAGGCCAAAAUUGACACAAGGAUGAAAGCUUUAAAAAAAAAAAAAAUUAAACUACUAAAGGGGAGGCCAGAAAUCUUUUUCGCAGACCUCUACAAAAACAAUAAUGUGAGUAAUCUCAUAUUUCUCCCUGACCAACCAAAUGCAUGGCGGUCAGCAGUCUGCUCUCACUACCCAUCCAUAAAGAAAGAAGGAAUCUGUAAUGGGUGAAAGCUGAAAGUCAAAUAGACAGAUGACCCUGACAGCGCCAUGAUAACAAUUAACCUCUACAAGACUGGGGCAAAGUAACCUUAGGCUGUUUGAAACAGACUUUCAGACCAUUAAGGAGAGAGCAGAGAGAGAAACUCCACCACCAUCACCCCCACUCUCCCCACCCAAAAAGGCACAUCCAGCAACUCUCUUCCCAUCAAAGUGGAGGACACGCCCAAGGAGGAGAGCGACCCCCUCAGUGCAGAGCAGGCUCAGGCCCUCCUCACCACCAUGGCUGCCAUGAGGGGUGAGUUCACCAAACUAGAGGGGGAGGUUGUCCUGCUCAGGGUGAGCGUGAGCAAACAGUAGCCAGACAUCCACACCUUAGAAGAGCUCCUAACCAAGGUGAGGACAGAGCAGGACAGCUGAAAGAGGUUCAGCAAGAGAGAGACGGACUCGAGAGAACUGGCUGAUCUAACAAAGGAGGUGAGAGAGCUCCAAAAAGACAGGCAGAGCAGUACAAUCUGACCACACUAAGAGAGGAGCUGCAGGAGAGAAAGAGGACAGGCUGCAGGAGAGAAAGAGGACAGGCUGCAGGAGAGAAAGAGGACAGGCUGCAGGAG